AUGUCAACAGUGAUGGAUUUGGAAUCUAAUAACAACAACAAUGAUGAACAUGGUGCCCACAGCAAUAAACUUGUUCACUAUCAUUCUUUGGAUUUCACAGCAGAUGACACACUUUAUGAUCAGGUUGAAGGAAUGAUAGCUGAAAAUUCUAAAAUUUUGAACCCACUUUCUGCGUUCAUGCAAUAUUACCAGGAUAUAUUCACUGCUUCUCCCAUCCCAACUCCAUCAAAUGUUUCAUUACAAAGAGUUUCUGCAUUGUCCGAAUAUGGUGGAUUGUGGAUGGUCAAUGAAUCACGUGAAGUUAUCCGGAUUGGACUUGUUGUUCAAAUCAGUCAAUUUGGUGAUGACUCUAAGUAUGGGCAAUAUAUGGAUAUGAAUGUAUACAAUUCUCAGAUCACCAUUGAUUCAUUCCGAAGAGCAUGUGCAAGAUUAUUCUUUCAUGAGGUUUAUACACCUGCAGAAUGCACAGCUGAAGUGGCAGAAAUCUAUAAUGCUCAUAAAACACGUUUCAAUGUUGUGCUUAACCUAUUGCAACAUUGCACUACUCAGUACAUUGAUCAAGCUAGUGCUACUGAUAACAAGCUCUACCCAGAUCAGGAAAUCAAUGUCAUAACAUUUGUGCAUUUGCAUGACAUGGGUAAAUUGCGAGCAUCAGAAAAAGAAAAAAAUUUGAAUGCAUUGAAGACUUCAGCAUCCAUUGAUGCUGUAGACAUUUGGCAUAGACAACUUGGGCACUGGCCUGAUUCAGAAGGAUAUAUACAUGACUUAGCAGAGAAACAUGAUCUGUCUAAUGUCAGAUUUCAUAUUCCUUCAGUUUAUGAUGCUCAAGGUUCACUGGUUCAUCCAAUGGAUUACGAAAAUGUGCUGGUACCUGGUUGUUUCGUCAUGGUGGAACUUCAGUUCCAUUUGUGGGAUAUAACUAAAACCACAGAUGGCAAAGCAAUAAACAGACCAAGUCGAAUUUUCUCAAAUAUGAUAAAUCAUUUGCAUGUAUUAUCCGAUGACGCCGAUGAUCUUGGUCUUCUGCUUCAUACCGAAGCAUUGAAUAGGGCAAAGAAGAUAAAACAGGACAUGGAGUCUAAAAGGCAGGCUGAGGAAGCUAGAGAGAUUGCCAAAAGAGAAGAGGUUAUGCGCAUUCAACAAACUAUGACAAGAGCUAAGGCAUUGUCUGACAUGAAGAAGAAAAGACUAGAAGAACUUCGAGGACAAAGUAGUGUGGAUUCAAUGAGCCAAGGUGAGUUAAGCCGAAAGCGCAAGGCUAGCCUUGGGAGAUCCAAUAAGGGAGAAUCACACAAACGUGUAUCUGGUGACAAAGUAACAGCUGAUAUUGAAGAUGGUAAGGCUUCUUACGUAAAUGUAUUCUAUCUCAUAGGGGGAGGCAUUAGGGGGAGGCAUUAG
Lentinula edodes (shiitake mushroom) is the source of this 1398-nucleotide messenger RNA. RefSeq lists its product as uncharacterized. The transcript is spliced from 10 exons. Lineage: Eukaryota; Fungi; Basidiomycota; Agaricomycetes; Agaricales; Omphalotaceae. Bases 1 to 1398 code for a protein of 465 amino acids. The record is from RefSeq and is a predicted model, not a curated record.